AUGGUUUGGGGUUUCUUCCCCGAUGACCCUCUCUCAGGUGAAGAUAAGUUCUAUAUCUUCGCAAGGGGAACGUACAAAGUGGGUCGGAAAGGUUGUGAUGUAAAUAUUACUAAAGAUAAAGGAGUUUCUCGGGUCCAUGCGGAAAUAGUUGUUGAUGCAAUGAUUUCUGCCCCCCUGCAAACAAAAUCUUCUAUUCUAUCUUCAAAAGUUCGAAUUAGAGAUUGCUCAAAGUAUGGAACAUUUAUUAACAAGAACCUUACAUCGAUGGAAAAGAUUCAUGAGUUACCGAAUAAAGAAACAUCACUAAGAGAAGGGGACUUGGUUUCAUUUGGUACUGGCAAUGCAAUCUACAGAUUUUCCUUUGUUCCACUCAUUUUCUUUGCGUGCUGCUCAGAUCCAACCCAAGUGAAUCAUGCCCUUGAAGAUAAACUUUCAUCAUUUGGUGCUCAUAUCACUUAUCAUCUGAGUCAGGAGUGCACACAUGUGCUUGUUGACCAACUCAUGCCAGUAAAAGAAGAUAUGCUGGAUGCUAUUGUGGCAAAGAAACCUUUUGUUCUUGGUAGUUGGGUUGAGUUUCUUGCAGAAAAAAACAUUCGCACAGAGCUUCCUAGUUGUGAAUCCUUUGCUCCAACACUAACAUUUGAAGGAGUAUCAGUCAAACUUGCAGACCCGAGAACUCGUGAGAACUGUUUGGAAGAGUACACCUUUUUGUUGGACUCAAAACCUGUGUACAAAUUCAUGAAUCGCUUGCGGUCCUUACUGGAAGUGAGUGGUGCGAAGAUUCUUUCGAUUGAUGGGUUUAAUUUGAAUAGCCAAAGCUCAGAUUGCGGAGAAAAUGAUCAUGUUGUAUGUGUUAUCCCAGAACAAUCAUCAGAUGAUUGGUUCAAUAAGCUUGGUUCACUAUUAAGAGUGAAUGAGACUGGCUUAAUAUCUGCCAUUUUAAAUGGACGGCUGGAUCCAGCUAUGUUAAAGUCACCUUGUGUAGUUGUAUCAUCUUCAUGCUCCACAGAUGAAACUGUGGUAGCUGAUUCUGAUACGGAAGAAAUAGCCACUUCAGUUUUGGCAACUGCAUCUCUUGGCACCAAAGGAGUUGUAGAAAAUGUACCCCAUGAAAUCUCCAUGAAUCAAGCAGCUCCUAAAUCCGAGGAUAACUAUGUCAUGAGCUAUCGACACAGUAGUGACAUAUCCACUGUAAGAGGCAAGCUUGAUGAAUCUGAAAGUGGAAAUGUAGAUAUUAUUUAUAGCCAAGAUUUGAUUGUGCGAGAUGCAAGCAUACCUUGUACCAUUGCUACUACUGCAAACCACAGAGUUGUAAAUUUCAAACGCUUCAGAAAGGCAAAUAUUCAAUCUGGGAAUAGCUUCAACAAUAUUAUUCCAUUCUUAAAAUACCCAUAUAAAGAUUCUGACUAUGGGGGUGAGGAAGUGCUAGAGUCUGUGAAAGAAGAGAAAAGGAGAAAGCAAAUGGAAGCUGUUUCUGAAGAAUUAUUUAAUAACGAAGGGAGUCGUCGUCGUGGCGUAGCUGGUUCUAUUCGUGGGAUUCUUAGUCAUGGCAAAACUGUCACAGCAGCAGCAGCAUGGCUAGCAACUACACAACUAACUAAGCGCAUUCAGGAGCCAUCGAUAAUUCUUCUGGGAAAUGUCCAUUUCGGGAUGAGAACCAGCAGGGAAGUGUGA
This is a messenger RNA of Prunus armeniaca (apricot), 1674 nucleotides long. The record is from the annotation of a GenBank genome assembly. Lineage: Eukaryota; Viridiplantae; Streptophyta; Magnoliopsida; Rosales; Rosaceae.